Messenger RNA from Spinacia oleracea (spinach), 1392 nucleotides. RefSeq lists its product as uncharacterized. The transcript has a single exon. The record is from RefSeq and is a predicted model, not a curated record. The coding region runs from base 1 to 1392 and encodes 463 amino acids. Lineage: Eukaryota; Viridiplantae; Streptophyta; Magnoliopsida; Caryophyllales; Amaranthaceae.
AUGGCCGACGACCUAUCGGAAAUAUGUGCUCGUCUAGCAAUUGAAGAGGAAGAGGACGAGGUCCUGGACUUAGGGGGUAUAGUUUCGGAUGAGACGGACGAGAAGGUUGCCCUUUUGCUGGUGGGAAAACUUCUAACGGAUCGACCUUUCAAUAUCGAUGCGUUUAAACGAACAAUGGUGCAGGCCUGGGCAAUGAUGGGGAAGGUGUUAGUGCGGAGUAUUGGACCGAACAUGUUCGCGUUCCAAUUCUUUCAUUGGCGUGAUAUGGAGAAGGUGCUAAUAGGGCGACCUUGGUGUUUUGAUCAGCAACUGCUGAUCCUGAAUAAGGUUACGGGCGACGAGCAGCCAACUGAUGUUCCCCUUAACCACUCACCUUUUUGGGUACGUAUUUGGAAUUUGCCGUUUAACUGUCGCUCUAAUGAUCAUGUUAAAGUAGUGGCGUCAUGCUUGGGUGACCUAAUGGAGAUUGAGGAGGACGAUUUUGGUGUGGACAAGGAUAGGAGGGUGAGAGUCCUCAUGGACGUGAGGAAACCACUUAGAAGAACGAAAUGCAUUAAGAACAGGAGGGGUGUGGAGGUGGAGGUCGAAUUUAGAUAUGAGAGGCUCCCCUUUUUCUGCUUUCUGUAUGGCAUUCUAGGGCACAGCGAAAGAGAUUGUUCAAAUGUACCUGAUGAUAAGAGGAAGGAGGGUUUCAAAUGGGGAGUAUGCCUUCGUGCCUCGCCUAGCAAGGGCAGAUCACAACUCCUGGACGAGGUGGAAACCAUUAAGGCGGCGAAGAAGGUCCUGUUUGUCUCAAAGAAAACAAGAAAAUUCGGUGGAGAUAUGGGGCGUAGAGAACUGGAAGAAAGGAAGAUUGUAGAGGUGGUAGAGGAUAAUGUGGAAUGCCAACUCCAAAUUAGGGCUGCUAGUGCAAACAAGUUGGAUGGUGUGCCAACUACGAAGCCUGAUGAGGAUAUUCGUGUAUGUAGUGGCGUGGUUGGCGAGGGUCCUGGUGGGGGGAGUGGGGAGAAGGGGGUGAGUGGGAAGGAGAUUCUUGCUGAAACGGAGAUUCUUGCUGAAACUCUUACGUUUUCAGUCGGUGCUUCGGAGGGGAGUAAAGGGAGGGUCAGAAGGGUGAAAAGAAUUAGUGAUAAAAGAGAAAAGGUGGGGGAGAGGGAGGCGGUUGUGGAGGGACGGAUGGGAGGUAGUGUUACUUCUACGUAUGUGAGAGAGGGGCAGACUGCUGGAGAAGGGAGGGAGAAAAGGAAGAGUGGUAUGGAUGGUGAGGAUGUGAUCAUGGAGGAGGAGGGGGUGGAAGGGAGGUGUGUUAAACCAAUAUUUUCUGGUACGGAAUUCGGCUCUUUGAGUCAAGUAGCGGUGAUUGGCGUGGACCAAUCCCGCGAAGUACAAUGA